UCCCCUUGUUGUGACAGAGCACACCUGCUUGAUCUUGGCUGCACGCGCUCCGAGUCCAAUUACCCCAUAGGCCCUCGCAGCCACUUCACAGUCUCAUCCCCCCCAUUCGACUGGAUUUUGGGAGUCAAGUUAAUCUCAACCACUUCUACUCUCUUCGCCGAGCUUCUGCUGAGAACAGGCUCCCCACUAGCAGCACCAUGAGGUCGGCCUGUCUCUCUCUGCUCCUGGUCACCGCCUGCUGGGCUCUGCCCUUCCGCCAGUCCGGCUUCCUAGAAUUCAUGAUGGAUGAUGAUCCGGGUUCAGGUUUGCCUGACGUAACCAAGGAGUUCGCUAUUCCUGCCAUGCCUGAAGGACCCAAGUGCCCCUUCAGGUGCCAGUGCCACCUUCGUGUGAUCCAGUGCUCUGACCUCGGUCUGAAGGCAGUUCCUGGAGACAUUCCUGAUGACACCACCCUGCUGGACCUCCAGAACAACAAGAUCACUGAGAUCAAGGAAAACGACUUCAAGAACCUCAAAGGGCUACACGCUCUGAUCCUUGUAAACAACAAAAUCACCAUCAUCCACGCCAAGGCUCUCAGCCCUCUGACCAAGCUGCAGCGCCUCUACCUGUCCAAGAACUUGCUAAAGGACAUGCCAGCUAACAUGCCCAAGAGCCUGCAGGAGCUUCGCAUCCACGAGAACGAGAUCACCAAGAUCAAAAAGGCCUCCUUCCAGGGCAUGUCCCACAUCAUCGUCAUGGAGCUCGGGUCCAACCCUCUGAAGGGCGCGGGAGUUGAGGCAAAUGCUUUCGCUGACCUGAAAAGGGUCUCAUACAUUCGCAUUGCAGACACUAAUAUCACGGAGGUUCCCAAAGGUCUGCCCAGCUCUCUGUCUGAGCUUCACCUGGAUGGAAACAAGAUCACCAAGUUGACACCUGAGAGCGUCAAAGGCCUGAAGAACCUGGCCAAGCUCGGUCUGAGCUACAAUGCCAUCAGCGCUGUGGAAAACGGCACACUGGCCAACGUGCCCCACCUGCGAGAGCUGCACCUCGACAACAACGUCCUGACCAGCGUUCCUCCCGGCCUGCCAGACCACAAGUACAUCCAGGUGGUCUACCUCCAUGCCAACAAGAUCGCUGCUGUGGGAACAGAGGACUUCUGCCCUCCCGGCUUCAACACUAAGAAGGCCAUGUACUCUGGCAUCAGCCUGUUCAGCAACCCCGUGUCUUACUGGGAAGUCCAGCCGGUCACCUUCCGCUGCGUCUUCGACCGCUCCGCCAUCCAGCUCGGCAACUACAGGAAGAAGUAGAGCGUCCCGAGCGCCUCUGCGAGGAAGCGUGUGUUUGUAAAUGAGCGUGUGAAAGUUUUGUAAGAGUGUGUGUUUCAACCAGCAGCCCCCACAACACUGAUCCCACCCACACACACACACACCCACCCACCCAUCCAUCCACCAACACUGCCACCCCUACGACCGACGAUUAACCCACGCACUCCUUUCACAACUCUAGUGGACAUGGACCUCAAACACCACAUAUCAUUUUCAAUAUUUAGCUUCACGGUUGGUGCAGCAGCUUGCAGCAAAACGCUCUAUAGUGAUGCUCUCACACACACACACACAGCACAUCAGUCAUGGGACCAGUAUGCAUUAACAUUGCAAAUAUGUUCUCACAUACAUGCUGUAACGUAUUCGCGUGCAUAUCAUUCAAAACUGAAAUUCAGAGGUGUACCCAAACCAAAAAGAUCUCAAAUGUCACUCAGUGGAAAGUGUUAGAAAUCCCAGUUCGAUCAACUUUAGCCAUUGUAUGAAUUAAAGGAACGCUGGCCUGUAGAGCAGGCAGCAAGGGGUUAACUUGUGUUCUGCAAUACCUUUAACAACUGGUAUACUAGAAUGUACUAGAUAUUGCCUGUGUACUAGGAAUAGCAUUCAGAGUGUAACAUUACCAAGCUGCACUCUUUGAAAGAACUCCGAGUUUCUAUUUGUAUUGUAUUCAAUUCAAGUAGAGAUAAAAGCUACAGUGACUUCUAUCACAUUGUGAUUUCUCGUGCUUACUUCAGUGUUGUUUUUAAAUCUGGGUGUUUUUACACUUUUUCUUCUUCACAUUCCAUCCCCCUUCUCCUUUCCUAGUGUGUGUUUUCCAUUUAAAAAAAAAAAAAAAGCAAGGUGAAAAUAGCUUCUAAAAAUGUAGAAUAAACCAUAUAUGUUUUAAACAGAAGCCAUUCCCAAAGAUUUAUAUGCAUGCUCUUAAUUUUUUUUUUUCCUUUCAACUUGAACCUGGUGCUUUCUGGAUUCUCUUGUUACUGCGUGUAUGUAUUUCUCUCAUUGUUUACCUGCCCUUUAUUUCUUUCAAGAAACAUUGCAGGGUGUAUGUAGACUGGCAUGCCCGCAGCACCCAUGUUCGUGUGAAUGUUGUAUGUAUAGACGCUGUAUAUAAAUGCUGUAUAAAAAACCUCUCAUUGCUUAAAGGCACAUGCACUUACCAUAGCUCAGACUUAAUAUAUCAGCAACAAAGGUGUUCCUCUUUUUUUCCGGAGCAGGGGCUCCAGCUAAGGUGUCCUGAACAAAAUAAAAAUACUAAUGGAAAAAGUA
Molecule: messenger RNA, 2564 nt
Organism: Stegastes partitus (bicolor damselfish)
Lineage: Eukaryota; Metazoa; Chordata; Actinopteri; Pomacentridae
Gene: dcn
Product: decorin
Exons: 8
Coding region: 198-1286 (362 amino acids)
Molecular function (GO): protein binding
Source: RefSeq, a predicted model, not a curated record